This is a messenger RNA of Melanotaenia boesemani (Boeseman's rainbowfish), 1035 nucleotides long. It is a transcript of the gene prxl2b, whose product is annotated as peroxiredoxin like 2B. NCBI's taxonomy places the organism in Eukaryota, Metazoa, Chordata, Actinopteri, Atheriniformes, Melanotaeniidae. Bases 136 to 741 code for a protein of 201 amino acids. The record is from RefSeq and is a predicted model, not a curated record. The transcript has 7 exons.
UGACUUUGAGGGCGUUUAAGGAAAAUCUGUUUCGCAACCUAUGUAGGAGUAUAACAGGCGUUCUUACAUUUUAUUCUUUCAUUCUUUUCGUCUCAGCAGGAUUUUUAUAGCUGGAAUAGCGUUUGAAGUGAUAAAAUGGCAACUGUUGACCUGGCUAAAGUUGGAAAGAACUUACUGAAGAGCUCUGACACUGGAGAGGCAGUAGAGCUCCAGUCUCUGUGGCAGGACCAACCGGUGGUCGUUUUCUUCCUGCGCAGGUUUGGUUGUCAGGUGUGUCGAUGGAUGGCGUCAGAGAUCAGCAAACUGGAGCCUGACCUGAAAGCCAGUGGGGUCUUACUGGUGGGAGUUGGACCAGAAGAGUUUGGGUUGCAGGACUUUAAGGCUGGAGGGUUUUUUAAAGGACCCAUUUAUGUGGAUGAACAAAAGAAGUGUUACAAGGAUUUGGGUUUCAAACGGUACACAGCUUUAAGUUUGGUUCCAGCUGCUUUGGGGAAGAAAGUACGAGACAUAUCUUCAAAGGCAAGUGCUGCAGGAAUCCAGGGAAACUUUUCUGGAGAUCUGCUCCAAAGUGGAGGCAUGCUCAUUGUGGCAAAAGGUGGAGAAAAGGUGUUGCUACAUUUUAUCCAGGAUUCACCUGGAGACCUCGUUCCUCUGGAGGACAUCUCUAAAGCUCUUGGUAUCUCAGCCACUGUAAAGGAAGGACAGAGGCCAGUGUGCAAUGAUGAUGUUUGUACACGAUGAUGAAGCUGCCAGUUACGUCUGAACUGCUUGUUCCAGCAAGAUGAAAGAAUUUAAUUUCUACUCAGACCAUUAAAACAUGAAACCCCUGUGGAUUUAUUAAAAUAUCAGUUUUUAACAUCUUUUGCAAAUGUCAGCAUACAUGUAGCUUAGGUUUUUGUAUCUUAACUGCAAAAAUAAGCUGCAUUUCUGUCAUAUCUAUUAUUGUAUUUGUUUGUAAUUUUACAUUUAAUUCACAGUUAAUUUGUCAGUUGAUUUGUACCUCCUUAAAAUGGCUCAUAAAAACCAAAAAGAAAA